AAGCGCAUCGAUACGUUAGUGCGGGCUACGGCAGCCAGUAGGCCACUACUUCGACGCAGGACUACUGCCCGCAAAGGACUACCGCCCGCAAGCGCGCGCAUUGCUAGGAUGAUCCCCGACGACGUAGCCGAAGCGGCCAGGUACGCGGACAAGGACGAGGUGGCGGCGUGGCUCGACGAACACCCGCAGUCUGUGAACGACGUUGACACCGAUGGAACGUCUCUGCUUCACGUAUGCCUAGCAAGGGACGGAAAUUACGACGCCAAUCGACUUGACCUGGUCAAGUACCUCAUCAGUCGUGGAGCGGACGUUAACCGCAUUGCCGUAGGGGAAGAAAACGAGGGCCUUUGCCCGUUGCAUCUGGCCUGCGGCGGCAAGGGGACAUUUGCAAACAAAUUUGUGGUCCUAUUGAUCGGCGCCGGUAGCCAGGUAAACCGGAGAGUAGCUGGCGGGGAAUUCCCGGACCGCUUUGGAGCGCUUACCCAGGUAAUAAGGAGUCCGCUUGGAGCAGCAAUUGACAGCUUCUUGUGUGAUCGUGGUCACAGCGGCAAGCUCGCCAUGGUCUGCAUUUUGCUUCGCGCUGGGGCGUCCCUGGACAACUGCGCAGGCGAUAAUUCGGCUGAGGAGUUGGUGACAGCGGAAGAACAGUAUAAGAACUUGAUUAAGGGAAACUGGCACUUCGCGGCUCUUAAGACGUUGAUCAAGGAUGUGAGCGCGGCGGGAUCCUGGAAAAAGUACUGCCGGAGACGGGGCCCGCACCGCGAGAUACUGGCGCUACGGAGUCUCGCGAUGCGGGGCUACAUCACUCCGUAUCAGAAGCGUCGCAUGCGAGGGGCCGACUGGAAGGCGGCCGUCGCGUUCGUCGCGCGCCUCGGCGACAACGGGGUGGUGUGGAACAUCCUGUCGUUCUGGCGCGACCCCGACGACGUCGAG
Pelagomonas calceolata is the source of this 933-nucleotide messenger RNA. The record is from the annotation of a GenBank genome assembly. Lineage: Eukaryota; Pelagophyceae; Pelagomonadales; Pelagomonadaceae.